Messenger RNA from Stegodyphus dumicola, 1248 nucleotides. Its product is annotated as histone H2A-like. NCBI's taxonomy places the organism in Eukaryota, Metazoa, Arthropoda, Arachnida, Araneae, Eresidae. Gene Ontology annotation, molecular function: protein heterodimerization activity; structural constituent of chromatin; DNA binding. The record is from RefSeq and is a predicted model, not a curated record. Gene Ontology annotation, cellular component: nucleosome.
GCGCCAUUCACCCGUUUUCUGGAUUGAGAGAAGGUGUGUGCUUAGUGUCUCGAAUUCCGAUUUUUUUCAAAAAUGUCUGGCCGAGGAAAAGGUGGCAAAGCUAAGGGAAAAAGCAAGACCAGAUCUAGCAGAGCUGGACUUCAAUUUCCUGUGGGUAGAAUUCAUAGACUUCUUCGAAAAGGAAAUUAUGCUGAAAGAGUAGGUGCCGGAGCUCCCGUGUAUCUAGCUGCUGUGUUAGAAUACUUGGCCGCUGAGGUGUUGGAAUUGGCGGGAAAUGCCGCUCGUGACAACAAGAAGACACGUAUUAUUCCACGACAUUUACAGCUAGCCAUUCGAAAUGACGAAGAAUUGAACAAACUGCUUUCUGGAGUUACCAUUGCUCAAGGCGGUGUGCUUCCUAACAUUCAAGCUGUUCUACUUCCGAAGAAAACAGGCACAGGUCCCUCAACUGGCGGUAAAGCAUCUAAGAAAGGAGGACCUAGCCAAGAGUUCUAGACGCCAUUUAAAUCGAGCGUUGGUUUCCAACGGUCAUCGAAAUACCUGAACUUCAUAAAAUUUUUCAUGCAUCUUGAUUCUGAACUAUUCAUCUGCCUUCUUAUGUUUCCAUAUCAUAAACCAGUAUUCUAAAAUUUUUUAAGUGUGCGCAAAAUUUCUAAUAAAUUUACAAAAUUGUAAAAAAUGUGUUUUUGUUCUAUAGUUGAAACUGAACUUUUUUAUUAGGCCUAGAAAUAAUAGCAUAUCUAAAUAGUUAUCCCGAAUUAUAAUUUUUAUUUUAGGAUCCAUUUUAUUUUGAUAUUUUAUGUUCUACUAUUAAGAUGCGGUUUUCAAAGUUGAAUACGUUCAUUGGAUACUAAUACUAGAUAGGAGAUGUUUGAAAUAAAUUCGUUUUACAGAAAUAAUGUACUUAAUUUAGUUUCAUGUACUUGUCUUCAAAACGAUAAAAACUAAAUGCUUGGAAUGGGUUUUAAAUUAUGUAGCGUUAACGGUGCCUUAUUUAUUGAUUCAUGUUUUAUGGGGUCGUAGGGAAUGGAUUCAUUUGGUUGCAUGUUUGUAUUUGAAUGUAAUGUUUUUAGUUUUAACAAUUUUUACAUGUGAAAUUUUAUGUAUAUUCAAAAAUAAGUUCUUACUGUGGUAAAUUAAAAGCAUUCUUGAGAGUUUUAGAACUGAUGUAACACUGGCAUUGCAUACUUUGUGUUGGGUUGCACCAUUUUGUUGAAUGAAUAGCAUUAAAAACAUUUAUACUCUUGA